Molecule: messenger RNA, 890 nt
Organism: Dipodomys spectabilis (banner-tailed kangaroo rat)
Lineage: Eukaryota; Metazoa; Chordata; Mammalia; Rodentia; Heteromyidae
Gene: Anapc15
Product: anaphase promoting complex subunit 15
Exons: 6
Coding region: 181-582 (133 amino acids)
Biological process (GO): regulation of mitotic cell cycle spindle assembly checkpoint
Cellular component (GO): anaphase-promoting complex
Source: RefSeq, a predicted model, not a curated record
GCGGGAAACAAAAGGAGACGUAGGACGCAUGCGUUUGGUGGGUCCCGGAUUCUGGUGGGUUCUUCCGCUCGGAACAGGUGAAGCGCUUCCGGGUCGCCGCCGGCUGCCGCCUCCCGGCGCGAUGAGGAAACUGAGGCCCAGAGAGGUUAAGUGACUUGGCCAAAGUCAAGCAGCUAGUAAAUGGUGGAGCAAGGACUCAAAUCCAGUCUAGGAGCCAUGUCCACUUUGUUCCCCUCACUCUUCCCCCGUGUGACUGAGACACUGUGGUUUAAUCUGGAUCGACCCUGUGUGGAAGAAACUGAGCUGCAGCAGCAGGAACAGCAACAUCAGGCCUGGCUCCAAAGCAUUGCAGAGAAAGACAACAACCUGGUACCUAUUGGCAAGCCAGCCUCAGAGCACUAUGAUGAUGAGGAAGAGGAGGAUGAUGAAGAUGAUGAAGACAGUGAAGAGGAUUCAGAGGAUGAUGAGGACAUGCAGGAUAUGGAUGAGAUGAAUGACUAUAAUGAGUCACCUGAUGAUGGAGAGGUCAAUGAGGUGGACAUGGAAGGCAAUGAACAAGAUCAAGACCAGUGGAUGAUCUAGGUAGACCAAGGCAAGAUGGCCUCAGGGAGAUUGCAAGCCAGCCUAACCUACUGUGCACCUCCAGCUCCAACCCACGAAACCAUCUGAUGGCCCUGGUGCUUGAAGGCUCACUUUUGGUCACUUCCUCAGCUGCUACCAGGACUUGGUCUCGGUCUCCUUGGCCCCUCCCAGGCCAUCAUUCUGCUCUUGAAUCCCCAGAGUCUGAGCCCCAUUCUGCCCUACCAUCCUGGCCAGUACCUCACCCCUUUGUUGCCAGGUCUUGCCCCUUAUUAGCCCUCUUUAAUAAAGACACAGGACUGAUUUUUUUC